Molecule: messenger RNA, 2571 nt
Organism: Macadamia integrifolia
Lineage: Eukaryota; Viridiplantae; Streptophyta; Magnoliopsida; Proteales; Proteaceae
Exons: 5
Coding region: 1-2571 (856 amino acids)
Molecular function (GO): zinc ion binding; nucleic acid binding
Source: RefSeq, a predicted model, not a curated record
AUGGCAUCCAAUGAUAGUAAUCGUAUGCAUGGAAAGAUUCCUUUCUUUGAUGGGUCGAAUUACAACUUCUGGAAAAUCAGGAUGGAAGCUUACCUAAAGUCUCAGGGUUAUGAAGUUUGGUUAGCAGUGAAGAAUGGUUACAACCCCCCCACUACAGAUAUUACAGAUAAAAUAGAGAUGAAGUGUGAAGAUAAUGCUAAAGCAAUGAAUGCACUUUUAGGUUCCCUAGUGAGCAAUGAGUCUGCAAAAGUGAUCGGUUGCACAACAUCAAAGGACAUAUGGGACAAAUUAAAGAGUGUUCAUGAGGGAGAUGAUAAAAUCAAAGAGGCGAAGCUGCAACACCAUAGGAAUUUAUUCGAAAGUCUAAAAAUGUCUGAGGGAGAGACCAUUGAUCAGUUUAUGAGCAAGGUGUCUGCCAUUGAAGAAUCUAAAGACUUGAACACAAUGAAAUUAGAUGAACUACAUGGAACUCUGAUUGCUUAUGAGAUGAGGAUGGUCAAGUCCAAGCCCAUAGAAAAGGAAGUUGCCUUCAAAGCUUUGAAGAAAUUGAAAAUCAAUGAAGAUAGUGAACAAAAAGAUUCCGAUGAUGAGUUAAUAGCUUACUUGGCUAGGAAACUCAAGAAAGAUAGAGGUAAAUACAAAGGAAAACUUCCUUUGAAGUGUUUCAAUUGUGAUGGUAUAGGGCACUUCUCUUCCAAGUGUCCAAAGAAUGAUAAAUUGAGUGACUCUGAGGAUGAAGAUGCUCAAGAAAGCAAGUUCAAGAAAGGAAAGAAGAAAUUUAUUCCUAAAAGAAGAAAUUUCAAGAAGAAAAGCUUAAUAUCAAAGAAGUGCAAGUCUUCUUUAGAGGAGUCAUCAAAGGACUAUAAUGAGUUAGAUGAUGAGUUAUCUGAGACACUAUUUAUGGAAGAGAGGAAGAAAAUGAAAGUUCUAGAGAUUCAACUUGUUGAAAAGGAGAACCAGAUUAGUCAGUUAAAUAUUACAGUUGAAGAUAUGACUAAGAUCAAUGAUGAGCUGAGUGUCAAUCUAUCAUCCAAGGCAGAAGAGUGCACUACCCUUGAAGAGAAAUUGGAGAUAUUGAAGAUUGAAUUGGAAGAGAUACAGAAGAUGAAUUUACAAGAAGAAACUACACCAUCUCCUUCAAUUACUAUCUUAAAAUCCAAGGGUAAAGAAAUUAUGAUUCAAUCAGUUGAAGCAAAUACUCCAUCAUCGAGCAAAGAAAAUGAAAAUGUGUUAGAUAAGAUUUUGAGUUUUCAAAGAGCUCUACAUAUGAAGACUGGCUUUGGAUAUGUAGCACAAGGAUCUUCUGAAGUAGUGGAGACUAAAGGCAAAGGAACUGCAGAAAUUUCAAUGAGGUUUAUCAAGGAGAAACAGAGGAGCUCACAAAUAUUUUACAACGAUGGAUUUGCUUCAGUUGACUAUCAGAGACACAGAGGUUCUUGGCAGAGACAGAGCUUUAAAGGUUACUAUUAUGGGUGUAACUAUUAUGGACACAGGGUGGCAGAUUGCAAAAGACAGACCAAGCCUAUAGUACUGACUAGCAAGAACAUGUUUGCUCUAUUGUCGGAGAAAAGUAGACAAAGAGAACUUAUUACUGUGGCAAAUAAGGCAGUAUGGGUUGAGAAGAAAAAGAAAGCAGGAAGCAAGUCAUUAAUUGUUCAAACAACCUUCAAAGCUCAUAGCAAGCCGUCACCGUGGGUUCUUGACAGUGGAUGCUCCACUCAUAUGACAGGUGAUAAGGGAAAGUUUCUGAGUUUGGAUUCAACUGAGAGUGGAUCUGUCAAGUUUGGAAACAAUGAUGGUGCAAAGAUAGAAAGCAGAGGCAUAGUUAAGUUGGAUAGAGGAAAGAUCAAGUCAAACAAUGUCCUAUAUGUUAGUGGUCUGAUGCACAACUUGCUCAGUGUGAGUCAAAUUUAUGAUAAUGGUAAUGAGGUUUUGUUCACCAAGGAAGGCUAUGUAAUCAAGAAAAUAAAAAAUGGAAAGAUUGUGGCACAAAGGACAAGAACUACAGGAAACUUAUACACUCUGUUAGAAGCAAAUGAAGAUAGAUGCAUGAUGGGACAGGAAGAUGAAUGUUGGUUAUGGCAUAGAAGGAUUGGGCAUAUCAGCUUCAAGAACUUAGCUAAAUUGAGCAAAAAGAAGGCAGUCAGAGAUCUUCCAAAGAUCAAGUCUCCAACAAAUCAUAUUUGUGCACCAUGUCAAAAGGGAAAACAGACUAGGGCCACAUACAAGUCAAAGAAGCAUUAUUCAAGUAAACUAUUGGACUUGAUUCAUACAGAUCUUUGUGGACCGAUGAGAACAGAGGCAAUUGGUGGAGAGAGGUACUUUAUCCUAUUCAUAGAUGAGUACUCCAGGAUGACUUGUGUUAUGUUCCUUGAAGACAAGACUGAAGCCUUAGACUGUUUCAAGAUCUUCAAGAAGAAGAUAGAACCAGCAGAGCAGACUCCUGAGGACUUUUAUGAUGAUGCAACUGUAGAUGAUGAAGUUCAAAAUCAUAUUGAUGAUGAGGAUAUAGAUGCUCAUGAGGCUGACAUAGUGACAGAAAAAGAUGUAGGACCCAGUUUUGAAAAGUAG